UCCUGAGAACAGUCCCUCCCUUGUGCCCGUUGCACCGUUAGCUGGAGGUUCAGCCACGUCAAACUGGUUUUCUGAAAAAGCAGGGCGAGUUCUCUCUUUGCCUCCGACGCCGAAAGAAGGAGCUGGGGAGGAAAAAGCUGGGGCUUUUUGCACUGGAGAUUCCUGAGCAAGGCUUCUCAUUUUCCCAGGCUGCUUCCACUCCCGGGUGAGGAGCGCCCUGAGAGUAAGGAAAGAGCCUGGAAAAUGGAGCAGACGUGGGCGAGAGAUUAUUUCACAGACGAUGAUGGAGAGAUGGUACCCAGGACAAGUAAUGCAGCAGCUUUUCUUACUGACACUAAAGAUAGAGGCCCACCAGUGCAGUCACAGACUUGGAGAAAUGGUGAAAAGGUCCCCUUUGGACAGACACAUUUCUUGAGAGCAUUUGAGAAGCCCCCUCAGGUGCAGACCCAGGCUCUUCGAGACUUUGAGAAGCACCUCAAUGACCUGAAGAAGGAGAACUUCAGCCUCAAGCUGCGCAUCUACUUCCUGGAGGAGCGCAUGCAACAGAAGUAUGAGGCCAGCCGGGAGGACGUCUACAAGCGGAACAUCGAGCUGAAGGUUGAAGUGGAGAGCCUGAAAAGAGAACUUCAGGACAAGAAACAGCAUCUGGAUAAAUCAUGGGCUGACGUGGAGAAUCUCAACAGCCAGAAUGAAGCUGAGCUCCGGCGCCAGUUUGAGGAGCGACAGCAGGAGACGGAGCAUGUUUAUGAGCUCUUAGAGAAUAAGAUCCAACUGCUGCAGGAGGAAUCCAGGCUAGCAAAGAAUGAAGCUGCACGCAUGGCAGCUCUGAUGGAAGCAGAGAAAGAGUGUAACCUGGAGCUCUCAGAAAAACUGAAGGGAGUCACUAAGGACAGGGAAGAUGUACAGGGAGACCAGGUCAAGCCUGACCAGUACACUGAGGCCCUGGACCAGAGGGACAAGAGAAUCGAAGAACUGAGUCAGAGCCUGGCUGCCCAAGAGAGGCUUGUAGAACAACUCUCUCAGGAGAAACAGCAACUGCUACAUCUGCUGGAAGAGCCCACGAGCAUGGAAGUGCAGUCCGUGCCUGAAGAUUUGGUACUCAAACAACAAAAGAGGAACUCAGAUGAGACCACCGUAACUCAGCAGUCUAUAUCUGAUUCCCACAUGGCAGAACUUCAGGAAAAACUCCAGCAAACAGAGGCCACCAACAAGACUCUUCAAGAGAAACUAAAUGAAAUGAGCUCUGAACUAAAGUCUGCUCAGGAGUUAUCUCAGAAGCAAGAUGGUACAAUUCAAAGCCUCAAGGAAACUCUGAAAAGCAGGGAAAAUGAGACUGAGGAGUUAUACCAGGUGAUUGAAGGUCAAAAUGACACAAUGGCAAAGCUUCGAGAAAUGCUGCACCAAAACCAGCUUGGACAGCUUCAGAGCUCUGAGGGUACUUCCCCAGCUCAGCAACAGGUGGCUCUGCUUGAUCUUCAGAGUGCUUUAUUCUGCAGCCAGCUUGAAAUACAGAAGCUUCAGAGGGUGGUACGACAGAAGGAACGCCAACUUGCUGAUGCCAAGCGAUGUGUGCAAUUUGCAGAAGCUGCAGCAAACAAGAGUGAACAGCAGAAAGAAGCUUCUUGGAAACAUAACCAGGAAUUGCGGAAAGCUUUGCAGCAGCUACAAGGAGAAUUGCAGAAUAAGAGCCAACAGCUUCGUACCCUGGAGGCUGAAAAAUACAAUGAGAUUCGAACCCAGGAACAAAACAUUCAACACCUAAACCAUAGUCUAAGUCACAAGGAGCAGCUACUUCAGGAAUUUCAGGAGCUCCUACAGUAUCGAGAUAAGUCAGAAAAAACCCCUGAAGCAAAUGAAAUGUUGCUUGAGAAACUUCGGCAACGGACACAUGAUAGAGCUAUUGCUCUAGAGCGGGCUAUAGAUGAAAAGUUCUCUGCUCUAGAAGAAAAAGACAAAGAACUGCGCCAGCUUCAUCUUGCUGUGAGAGAGCGAGAUCAUGACAUAGAGAGACUGUGCAGUGUCCUCUCUUCUAAUGAAGCUACCAUGCAUAGCAUGGAGAGUCUCCUGAGGGCCAAAGGCCUAGAAGUUGAACAGUUAACUGCUACCUGUCACAACCUCCAGUGGCUACAAGAAGAAAUGGAAACCAAAUUUAGCCAUUGGCAGAAGGAACAAGAGAGUAUCGUUCAGCAGUUACAGACAUCUCUUCAUGACAGGAACAAAGAAGUGGAGGAUCUUAGUGCAACAUUGCUCUGCAAACUGGGACCGGAACAGAGUGAAAUAGCUGAGGAGCUCUGCCAGCGUUUACAGCGAAAAGAAAGAAUGCUGCAGGACCUCCUAAGUGAUCGGAACAAACAAGCUUUGGAACAUGAAAUGGAGGUUCAGGCUCUGCUUCAGUCUGUGAGCACCAGGGAGCAGGAGAGCCAGGCUGCUGCAGAGAAGAUGGUGCAAGCCCUAAUGGAAAGAAAUUUAGAAUUACAGGCUAUACGCCAGCAUUUAGGAGGGAAAGACUUAAUGAUGACUCAAACACUCAUCUCUAACCAACAAGCUAAAGCUACUUCCAUGAGCCCCAAUCUGGGAGAGCAAACUGAUCAAGCAUCAAUGCAAAUGCCCUCCAGAAAUGAUAGCACUUCCUUGCCUGCCAAAGAGGAUGCCAGCAUUCCCAGGUCCACAUUAGGAGACUUGGACACAGUUGCAGGACUGGAGAAAGAACUGAGUAAUGCUAAAGAGGAACUUGUACUUAUGACUAAAAAAGAAAGAGAAAGUCAGAUGGAACUUUCUGCUCUACAGUCUAUGAUGGCUGUACAAGAGGAAGAGCUACAGGUGCAGGCUGCUGAUCUGGAAUCCCUGACCAGGAACAUACAGAUAAAAGAAGAUCUCAUAAAGGACCUGCAAAUGCAACUGGUUGAUCCUGAAGACAUACCAGCUAUGGAACGCCUGACACAAGAAGUCUUACUUCUUCGAGAAAAAGUUGCUUCAGUAGAAUCGCAGGGUCAAGAAAUUUCAGGAAACCGAAGACAACAGUUGUUGCUGAUGCUAGAAGGACUAGUAGACGAAAAGAGUCGACUCAAUGAGGCCUUACAAGCUGAGAGACAGCUCUAUAGCAGCUUGGUGAAGUUCCAUGCCCAUCCAGAGAGCUCUGAAAGAGAUCGAACUCUGCAGGUGGAACUCGAAGGGGCCCAGGUAUUACGCAGUCGGCUAGAAGAAAUUCUUGGAAGAAGUCUGGAGCGCUUAAGCAGACUGGAGACCCUGGCCGCCGUUGGAGGUGCAGUGGCAGGGGAUGACACUGAAGAUGCCAGCACUGAAUUCACUGACAGUAUUGAGGAGGAGGCUGCACACAACAGCCACCAGCAACUUACCAAGGUGGCUUUGGAGAAAAGCUCGGCAACCGUGGAGACCCAGAACACAUCUCUUUCCCCUCCAUCCCCAGUAGGAGGGGACAGUAACAGGUGUCUUCAGGAGGAAAUGCUCCACCUGAGGGCUGAGAUCCACCAGCACUUAGAGGAGAAGAGAAAAGCUGAAGGGGAACUCAAGGAGCUAAAGGCUCAAAUUGAGGAAGCGGGAUUCUCCUCUGUGUCCCACAUCAGGAAUACCAUGUUGAGCCUUUGCCUUGAGAAUGCAGAGCUGAAAGAGCAGAUGGGAGAAGCAAUGUCUGAUGGAUGGGAGAUGGAGGAAGACAAGGAGAAAGGCGAGGUGAUGGUGGAGACUGUGGUCGCCAAAGGGGAUCUGAAUGAGAGUACCCUUCAGGCUGAGUUCAGAAAGCUCCAGGGAAAACUGAAGAAUGCCCACAACAUCAUCAACCUCCUCAAAGAACACUUGAUACUAAGCAGCAAGGAAGGGAAUAAUAAACUUACUCCAGAGCUCCUUGCACACUUGACCAGGGAGAUUGACAGAAUGAACACAAACCUGGUUUGUUCUCCUGGGAAGAACCAAUGCCAAGAGGAGGAGUUGACCACAAGGCCUUGCCCCAGACCCCAGAGCCUUGAUCUUGGGGCCGCCUUGGCAGUGGAUACCCACCAAUUGGAUAACCAGUCUCAGGCCCAGGAUGCUAGGCCUCAAUCAGAAUUUAGCCUGCGUGGUUCUACCAAGCACCUGCGCUCUCAGCUGGCUCAGUGCAGACAAUGCUAUCAAGACCUUCAGGAGAAGCUACUGAUCUCAGAAGCAACUGUCUUUGCCCAGGCAAACCAGCUGGAGAAGUACAGAGCCAUAUUUAGUGAAUCCCUGGUGAAGCAGGACAGCAAGCAGGUCCAGGUGGAUCUCCAGGACCUGGGCUAUGAGACUUGUGGUCGAAGUGAAAAUGAGGCUGAACGUGAGGAGACCACCAGCCCUGAAUGUGAGGAGCACAACAGCCUGGUACUCAUGGAAGGGCUGUGCUCUGAGCAAGGGCGCCUGGGCCCAGCCCUCACACACCCUCCUGGGAAGAAGCCUUCAGAGAGCCGGCUAGGGAAGCAGGAAGAGUCCCAGGCAUAUGGAAAGUCAGAAAACAUCUCUGUUCUACGAAAGGACAUUAAAGAUCUGAAAGCCCAGCUGCAGAAUGCCAACAAGGUCAUUCAGAACCUCAAGAGCCGUGUCCGGUCUCUCUCGGUUACAAGUGAUUAUUCAUCUAGUCUGGAAAGACCCCGGAAGCUGAGGGCUGUUGGCACCCUUGAGGGGUCUUCACCCCAUAGUGUCACUGAUGAGGAUGAGGGGUGGCUGUCUGAUGGCACUGGGGCUUUCUACCCUCCAGGCCUUCAGGCCAAAAAGGAUCUGGAGAGUCUUGUCCAGAGAGUAUCCCAACUGGAAGCUCAGCUCCCAAAAACCGGAAUAGAAGGGAAGCUGGCCGAGGAGCUGAGAUCAGCCUCGUGGCCUGGAAAAUAUGAUUCCCUGAUUCAGGAUCAGGCCCGAGAACUAUCCUACCUACGGCAAAAAAUACGAGAAGGGAGGGGUAUUUGUUAUCUUCUUACCCAGCAUGCAAAAGAUACAGUCAAAUCUUUUGAGGAUCUCCUAAGGAGCAAUGAUAUUGACUACUACCUGGGUCAGAGCUUCCGGGAACAACUUGCCCAGGGAAGUCAGCUGACUGAGAGACUUACCAGCAAACUCAGCACCAAGGAUCAUAAAAAUGAGAAAGAACAAGCUGAACUUGAGCCGCUGGCCCUCAGGCUCAGCAGGGAGCUGCAGGAGAAGGAAAAAGUGAUUGAAGUCCUGCAGGCCAAGCUGGAUGCCCGGUCUCUUUCGCCCCCCAGCAGCCAUGCCUUGUCUGACUUCCACCGCUCUCCCAGCAGCACCUCCUUCUUAUCUGAUGAGCUGGAAGCCUGCUCUGACAUGGACAUAGCCAGCGAGUAUACACACUGUGAAGAGAAGAAAGCUUCACCUGGUCACUCAGAUUCCAUCCAUCAUUCAAGUCUUUCUGCUGUAUUGUCUUCUAAACCAUCAGUAACCAGUGCUUCACAGGGGGUUAAGGCCGAGUCCAGCAGCAACCCCAUCAGCUUGCCAACUCCCCUGAAUGCCCCCAAGGAGGCCAACCAGGCCCAUCCAGGCUUUCAUUUUAACUCCAUACCCAAGCCGGUUAGCCUCCCCCAGGCUCCAUUGCCCUCAGCUCCAUCCAGUUUCCUGCCCUUCAGCCCCCUUGGUCCUCCCUUCCUUGGCUGCUGUGAGACACCAGUGGUGUCCUUGGCUGAGGCUCAACAGGAGCUGCAGAUGCUGCAGAAGCAGUUGGGAGAAAGUGUCAGCAGUGUUCCUCCAGCUUCCACAGCCACGUUGCCAGGCAGCCAUUCAGAAACCAGCUCUUCCCACUACCUCAACCCUGCCCAGUCCCACUCUCCAAUGAGGAGUGCCAUGGAAUUGGGCAGAAUCCUGGAUCCUGGGUACCUGGGUAGCAAUGGCCAGUGGGAUGUCAUGAGACCUCAGAAAGGGAGUGUCUCUGGGGACAUCUCUUCAGGUUCUUCAGUGUAUCAGCCUAACUCCAAACCCACAGGGGCUGACCUACUGGAAGAGCAUCUUGGUGAAAUCCGGAAUCUGCGCCAGCGGCUGGAAGAGUCCAUCUGCAUCAAUGACCGCCUGCGGGAGCAGCUGGAACACCGCCUCAGUUCCACUGCCCGUGACAGUGGAUCCACCUCUCACUUCUACAGUCAGAACCUGGAAUCUAUGCCUCAGCUCUACAAUGAGAACAGAGCCCUCAGGGAAGAAAACCGGAGCCUUCAAGCUCAGCUGAGUCACGUUUCCAGAGGGCACUCACAGGAAACAGAAUGCCUGAGGGAGGCUCUGUUCUCCUCUCGAUCCCGCCUUCAAGAGCUGGAAAAGGAGCUGGAGCAGCAAAAACUGGAGCGGCAGCAGCUUCUAGAAGACCUGCAGGAGAAGCAACAGGAGAUCUUGCACUUCAGGGAGGAACGUCUGUCCCUCCAGGAAAAUGACUCCAGACUGCAACACAAGCUGGCCCUCCUGCAGCAGCAGUGUGAAGAGAAACAGCAGCUCUUCCAUUCCCUGCAGUCAGAGCUACAGAUCUAUGAGGCACUUUAUGGAAAUUCUAAAAAAGGACUAAAAGCUUUCAGCCUGGAUGGCUGUCACCAAGUUCCUUUGAACAGUGACUUGAACCACCUGGUGGCAGAGAUACGAGCUCUGAGAGGGCAACUAGAACAGAGCAUUCAGGUGAACAACUGUCUGCGGCUACAGUUGGAGCAGCAGUUAGAUGGUGGUACUGGCAAAGGCAGCCUCAGCCCCUCCACUGUGAGCCAGAACUUCCCAUCCAACCCUGACCCUGGAAAUAAGCAGUCACACUUUCAAGAUUCAGUUACUUCCCCUCCAGUUCGUGAUGUUGGCAUGAAUUCUCCUGCUCUGGUCCUUCCCAGCUCUUCUUCCUCUUCUCCUGGCUUAGACACUGCCAUUGUCACCAGGAAAAAUGAGCUGGAAUCAGAUGCUCCUCCAGGAAUGAAAAACUCUCCCAAGCUGGAGGGUGAUGCUACGGAUGGCUCCUUCGCCAACAAAAAUGGCCGCCAUGUCAUAGGCCACAUCGAUGACUAUUCUGCUCUCAGGGAGCAGAUUGAGGAGGGAAAACAGCUGGUGCAAAAGAUCCUGUCUCUCCUGAGGCCCACAUGCAACUUCCUGGGCCUUGAAUCUCAGAGCUCAGAGGCACCAGGCAACAAAGGAGUCCGUGAGCUACGCAGCAGUCUCAGUGCCCUGCACCACACCCUAGAAGAGUCAGCCUCCCUCCUGACCAUGUUCUGGCGAGCGGCCCUGCCAAGUUCCCAAGGCCCCGCACUGCCUGGCAAAGCAGAUGAAUCAAUGGAAAGGGAGCUACUGGAUCUGCGAGCCCAAGUAUCCAAACAGGAGAAGCUCCUUCAGACCACAGCUGAGCRUCUGAAGACUGCCAACCAGCAGAAGGAGAACAUGGAGCAGUUCAUCGUCAAUCAGUUGACCAGGACACAUGAUGUUUUGAAGAAGGCAAGGACUAAUUUGGAGCACAACACUUACAAGAUUGCCUCUGUACAGCCUUAUCCUGUCCCAGCCAAGGGUGAAAUCUCUAAGGGCCCUGCUGUGCACUCCAGCCUUGUGACCCUUGCCUUCCAGGAGCCACGCAAGAAGCAAAGCCACCACAGGUCCUUAAAGCAUCAGGAAGAAUGGGGCUGCCCCUCUUUUGAACAACUACCUGUCUGCUGAGGAGAAUCUGGGCUUGAGUCCUCUAAAUCUGCUGGAGGUCUGAAGAUGCAGUCAGAGAUGUGUCCUUGUGGGGUAGGCAGAAAGGUAGAAUGACUUCCUGGCAGUGAUGGAAUAACAGUAGCCAAAUCCCCCUGGGCCCAGCAUGAAGCAAAGCGCGUGUGAGAUUGCAUAGUAGCACUUGUGACACUGCUUCUGAACAGCCUCAGUGGCAUAGCACCUGCCAGAGCACGGUUCUCAUCUCAACAGCUGUCCUCAGAUGGUCAACGCGAAGGAAAUAGUUGCCUUCUACACAUGGGACAUGUGAUCCCCAUGGUGAAGCUCCUCCACAGUUAUAGAAGCACACUACUGAGCAGCAGUGCCCUUCUGGACAGUGUCAGUGAGCACUGCUCACAGAUCCACACCUAACCAGGUAGCUCCUCUGGGCCAAGUCAGGCUGGGCUUCAUGCUGUACCACCAGUUCUGAGAGCUUUGAUUCUGUGUGGGGAAUUGGUGACUUGUUAGAUGCCCUGUCAUGCUUAGCCUAGCAUGAUCUUCUUCAUUUCUUACAUGUUCUCCAAACUAUACUGUCCCUACCCCCAUUAGGUAUGUUAUCCCUUUGUCAUCCUAACUUCCCUCAGGCGAAUUGGGAACUGAUGGCCAUACCAAGCCUAUGGAAAGUCUUGCAUAUAGCAGCCCUCUGCUUGUUUUUAAGUGGUCUGGGCAAGGCCCUAGUUGUACUGAAGCCUAGUCUGUGUCUUCAGAGUGCUCCUAGGAUGUGGGUAUGUGUGUAUAAAUGUAUGAUAGAGAUUUAUUUAUGUUGCUGUAGCAAUAUGUUGAAGGCCAACAUAACUCAUGGAUGGGGAGGAUGARAGGAAACAACAAUCUUUUUUUGGUGGCUAUUAAAGAAAUAUGUGUAUAAGGAAAUAGUU
Urocitellus parryii (Arctic ground squirrel) is the source of this 8537-nucleotide messenger RNA. Lineage: Eukaryota; Metazoa; Chordata; Mammalia; Rodentia; Sciuridae. The record is from RefSeq and is a predicted model, not a curated record.